This is a messenger RNA of Cuscuta epithymum, 1396 nucleotides long. The record is from the annotation of a GenBank genome assembly. NCBI's taxonomy places the organism in Eukaryota, Viridiplantae, Streptophyta, Magnoliopsida, Solanales, Convolvulaceae.
CCCACGUUUCCAUGGCUGCUUCCAGUUCCUCAAUUUUGGCCCUUGCCCACACCACCACUUCCAAUCUCAAUUUACAGAUCCCGUCUAUACACAUUAAACUGGACAGGGAGAAUUACUCCUUAUGGCGAUCCACCGUCAUUUCUGCUCUUGAGACCUUCGAUCUUGAGGAUUUCAUUCUGAAUCCUUCCCCACCGUCCGCAACCCACGUUGUCACUGAUGAUGUCGGUUUAUCCACUACCGCAUCCAACCCUGAUUUUGCUCUCUGGAAGAAGCGUGAUCGUUUUGUUCUCCUGUGGAUUAAAUCCACCUUAUCUGAACGUGCCCUUUCCUUGGUCGUUCGUGCGACUUCCUCUCAUAUGGCCUGGACGGCUAUUGAGAACACGUUUCAGGCUCAGACCCGGGCUCGCCGCAUGUCUAUGAAGGUUCAAUUGCAGACUUUAUCCAAAGGUUCCCUCUCUAUGUUGGAAUAUCUUGAGCGCAAACGCUCAAUUGCCGAUUCUCUUGCCGAAAACCUUCAUCCCAUUUCUGAUGAAGAUCUUAUGGGCCACAUUCUAUCCGGUUUGGAUUCUUCUUAUGCUGCGUUCUGCACGGCCUUCAUGAUGAAGUUCGAUGACGUUUCUGUUGAUGACCUUUUCGGUCUCCUCCUUCAAGAGGAGGCGCGCCUCGAUCAGGAGCAUGCUCGCCAGGCUGUGUUAUCUCUCAGUCCAACCACCUCCCACCGCCUCCUCCUCCUGGCUCCUCCGCUUUUACUGUCCAUCAUUCGUCCAAUCGGUCCACUUCUGGUCCCAACAACUCAUCUCAUGCUGUGGUUUCAAACCGCCCCAAUGACAAUCGCCGUCGUCGCCCUAUGUGUCAACUAUGCAGUAAGCCUGGUCACGAGGCCAUUGAUUGUUGGCAGCGUACCAAUCAGGUUGAUUUUCCUUCUCGCCGGACCAAUCCCAGACCUCCAUCUCGUCAAGCUCAUAUCACUCAGUCUGGCAGCUCUUCCACUGUGAUGGAUCCAGCCUGGUACUUUGAUACGGGUGCCACUGAUCAUGUCACUCCGGAUCUUCACAAGCUCUCUGUGGCUGAUGACUACACUGGUGAUGACAAGUUACAAGUUGGCAAUGGGUCGCACCAUUCUUCAAGGGGAUCUUAAACAUGGCUUAUAUCGGCUGCCUCUCACCACAAAUAAAACUCCUUCUACCAUGGCACUCACUGGGGCACGCACCACUCUUCAUGGCUGGCAUCAACGCCUUGCUUGUAACACCGUCCCCAAAAAGUAUUUACUUUUAAGUAAAUAAUGUAUUGAACUCAUGGAAUGGUUAACGAGUAUUCGAAGUUGUGAAUUUUUAUUAAUGUUGUUGCGUGAAUAGUAAAUUCGCACGUGGGGCCCGCACCGGGAGCGGGGGCCGCC